This is a messenger RNA of Solea solea (common sole), 1346 nucleotides long. RefSeq names its product olfactory receptor 8G17-like. Bases 73 to 1026 code for a protein of 317 amino acids. Gene Ontology annotation, biological process: G protein-coupled receptor signaling pathway. The record is from RefSeq and is a predicted model, not a curated record. Gene Ontology annotation, molecular function: olfactory receptor activity; G protein-coupled receptor activity. NCBI's taxonomy places the organism in Eukaryota, Metazoa, Chordata, Actinopteri, Pleuronectiformes, Soleidae. The transcript has a single exon. Gene Ontology annotation, cellular component: membrane.
AACAGAGCACAUUGGUGUUCUACACAUCUGUCGUUGCGCGUUGGAGAGUUGAACACUGACAAGAAUUUAACAAUGGACUUAUUCAACUCCGCUCUUGGCAAAAACAUCACCUUUGUGCGUCCUGCAUAUUUUCUAAUAAGUGGAUUCAUUGGAAUACCUAAUGUCAUGUAUUACUAUAUCUUUCUCUUUUUUGUUUACAUUAUUUCAGUGGUGGGAAACACAGUUGUGAUGACUGUAAUUUACUUGGAUCAUAAUCUGUGGACUCCAAAAUAUAUAGUAGUUUUUAACCUGGCCUUUGUAGACCUGUUUGGUAGCACUGCUUUGGUGCCAAAGGUCCUUGACCUCUUCCUGUUUAACACUAACCGCAUAUCCUACAGCGACUGCUUGACAAUCCUUUUCUUCUUCUAUGUCACCCUGUCAAUGCAGGUUUUUAAUCUCGUUGCACUCUCCUAUGACAGACUGAUUGCUAUUAUUUUCCCACUGCACUAUCAAGUGAGAGUGACUCACAGGUUCAUGUUUUCUUUGAUUGCUUCUUUUUGGCUCUUUGCCAUAACUGUGAUGCUCCUGUUAGUCGGCCUCCUCACAAGACUGUCCUUCUGUAAGUCUUCUGUGGUUGUUAACAGCUAUUUCUGUGACCAUGGUCAGAUUUUCCGACAGGCUUGCAAUGACAAAACACCCACAUAUGUCUUUGCUGUAUUUCUAUUUGUUAUUCUUAUUUGGUUUCCGUUGAGUUUCAUCUUGGGUACUUACGUGUGUAUUGUCAUUGCUUUGACUAGAGUGGCAACAGCUCAGGAAAGAGUGAAGGCCCUUAAAACCUGCACAGGUCAUAUUUCACUGGUGGCCAUCUAUUUCAUUCCAAUAUUAAUCACAUAUACCUUGGGAGAAAAUAUUCAUCCAAAUGCCAGGAUUAUUAACCUUUCUCUGUCCUCUGUAUUUCCUCCCAUGUUGAACCCAAUUGUUUAUGUUCUGCAGACACAAGAAAUAAAAACAUCACUGAGAAAGCGUUUAAAGAUCACAAAACAAUAAAUAACAAUAAAUAAAUAAACGAUAACUGUAAUAGAGUAAAACCAAUGAUGCAACGAUAAAUACAAGAUUUUUAAAUAAUUCACCACAAAUGUUUUGACAUGAGUCAGAUCAUACAUGGUAAUUAUUGUUGAUAUUGUUCAAGCAAAACUGAAAAAAAAUCAAUGGUGAAAUGUAUGGUAUUUACAACACAGUCAUAGGACCAGUUUUCCGUGAACUGAUUUAAUUUUUUACUUCCUGUGUUUGUGUGAUGAAUGCAGUUACAUUAGAUACAGCAAACUAUUUAAGUUUUUCUGUUAAUGACAAUUCAUGCAGUCCACUUG